AAUAUGGAUAGGGGAAUAUUUUGGAUCUAACCUUAAAAUUCUAAAACGUCAUUUUAUCGCGGGAAUUGUUCUCUGUGUUUUGUGAUAAAUGUAAAAUUGUUGACAUAUAAUAUUGUGCCAUUCAACAAACAAAAUGUCUCGAGACAUCAGAUCUUUUUUCAAUGCCAUGUCUAAAAAGACAGGUACAAAGCAAGAAGUUAAAAAGCCUCCUCCAAAAAUCGUCGAUUCAGACGAAGAAAUAAUUGAGGACACCCCUAAAAAACAAAAGAAAACUAAAAAGGCUAACAUAAUUAACUCUGAUUCAGAGGAAGAGUCCAAUAAGCCAUCUAAAUCAAAACCAAAGAAAGAAUCCCCUAAAUUAAAACAAGUUAAUGUCUCAGACAUUUUUAAAAAUGAAACAAUAAAGCAGAGCAAAGUUGAACCAAUUCCUAAAAAGGAGAAAGAAACAAAAGAAAAGGCUUCUAAGAAAAGGAAAAAAUCUCCAACUGAAUUAGGUGUGCAUGAGGAUGAAGACUUUGAAAAAACUUUGAUGGAAUUGGAUGAUGAUAUUUUAAUAGAAAACGCCGAUAUUUUGGAUCAGAGCAUCCAAGAAACUAUAGCAAAGGAAAGCAAACAAGGAAGCUCUAAAGAAAACUCACCAAACAAAAAGGAAGCAACAAAUGAAAAGAGAGUCACAAAAGCAAAUAAAUCUCCAGUUAAAAAGGAAACUGAAAAAAGAAAAUUAUUAAAAGAUGAGGAAGUUGAGACUCCAAAGAAAAAAAGGAAGCUGAAUGAAUCACUCAAUUCAUCUUAUUCCACAAUGAGUCCACAAGAAGCCCAUGAAAAUAGGAGGAUGAUGUAUAAUAAAUACUUAAACCGAGGUGAUCCCAAGAAUCAUGGAAACAAAACUUACCCAGAGGGAACUCCAACUUGUUUAAAAGACUUAACAUUCUUGCGCACUGGAGUCUUGGAUUCUUUACUGGGGGAUGAGUUUCAAGAACUGGUCACAAAACACGGUGGAAGAGUCGUCCACGCAGUCUCUAAAAAAGUUAAUUAUGUGGUUGUGGGUGACGAACCUGGUCCGGCGAAACUGGCCAAGGCUGAGUCCUAUGGCAUUCCCAACAUCAAUGAGGAUGAGUUUUUGGACAUGAUCCUGACUAAAUCCGGAAAAUCUGCCCACUAUGUCAAACAAAAUUCGGAAAGUGAUUCCGCAAUUGGUACCAGCCAAUCUGAGGAGUUCAUGGAGUUUGAUGAAGUCAUCAGCAGCCCUAAAAAGCCAGCAAACUCCCCGAAAAAAGACUUUAAAGAAGUCAGCAGCCCUAAAAAACAACCAGCUCCAUCAACUUCUCCGAAAAAGUCGCCAGUUGCAACAACAACAACAAAAACAAUAACAACAACAACAACAACAACUAAACAGAAGUCUGAACAACCAGACGAAAACCUUCCGUGGACGGAAAAGUAUCGUCCCAAGGAUUUGAAGCAAGUUAUCGGCCAACAAUCAACCGACAGCGUCUUAAGCAAACUGUAUAACUGGUUGAAGAACUGGCACAGCAACAGACAAUUGAAAACGACGGGAAAAGUGCAAGGCGCCUCGGCGAGUAAAUGCGCCUUGCUGAGCGGACCACCUGGCGUCGGAAAAACCACCAUGUCCAGCUUAGUGGCCAAGUCUUUGGGCUUCGACGUCGUCGAGUUCAACGCCUCCGACACCAGAAGCCAGAGGUUGCUCAAGGAGGAGGUGUCCGAGUUGGUCAAGUGUAAAACUCUUGCCGGAUUUAUGGAAGGUCAGAAGCAAACCAACAUGAAACGCGUCCUGCUAAUGGACGAGGUGGACGGAAUGGCCGGCAACGAGGAUCGCGGUGGUAUUCAGGGACUGAUCCAAAUAAUAAAGGACAGCAGCGUCCCCAUUAUUUGCAUGUGUAACGACCGGUACAACCAGAAAAUCAAAUCGUUGGCCACGUACUGCUUUGAUUUACGCGUAACUCCGCCAAAGCCCGAGCAAAUCAAGGGCUAUUUAAAGAGCAUUUGCUUCAGAGAAGGCCUGAACGUUUCCUAUGAAACAAUCGGGAACAUUGUGAGGAACACUGACGGCGAUUUGAGGCAGGCCUUGAAUUAUCUGUCACUGUGGAGCGUUCAGAACAACGAGAUUACUGGAGCGGUGGCCAAAGGAGAGGACAGACUGAUCAAAGAUACGGUUUUGGGGCCUUGGGAGGUUGUGCAAAGGGUGUUCAAACAGGAAAAAGGUACAUCAAUUGCCGAAAGGUCCCGACUAUUCUUCUACGAUUACAGCAUCAAUCCCUUGUUUGUCCAGGAAAAUUAUUUGAAUGUCGUUCCUUUCCAUCAACUAAAAGGGAAAAUAAGUGAAAACAAAGAGACUCUAUUGAGAGUGUCAGCAGCAAGUGACGCAAUAAGUUAUGGAGCAUUAGUAGAACAGAAAAUCAGGUCCACAAACAACUGGUCACUUCUGGAUUCUCAGGCCAUGUAUUCGUCGGUACUUCCCGGUUAUUACAUGCACGGCACUAUGAGACAACCCCAGUUCCCGGGAUGGCUUGGCAAGAAUUCGAAGAGGACGAAACUUAGUCGAAUGGUGACGGAAAUUCACAUUCAUUCAAAACCAAAAACUUCUUGCAGUAAAAUGGCGAUACUAAUGGAUUACGUAAAUCCGUUAAGGGAAAGAAUUAUGUCUUUCUUAGACAAGGAACACAUUCAAGAUGCUGUAGACUUUUUACAAUUGUAUCAUUUAAGCAAAGAAGAUUAUGAUAAUAUGAUGGAAAUUAUGUGCUUGAGUACAACUCGUUAUCCACAAAUAUCCGCAAAGACAAAAGGGGCAUUUACGCGCCUAUAUAAAAAAACCAAUCCCAUUGUAACAAGAAAAUUGAAGAAAAUUAAAGAUGAUAAUGAAGAGGGUGAAGAAGAUGAAGAGGAUGAAGAAUCUGAUGAUGAUGAUAUUACUAAAAAUGCUGCUAUAAAGGUUGUAAAGAAAGAUGAGGCUUCUGCAUCUACAUCAAAAGGUAAAGGCAAAGGAAAGGCCAAAGAAGGAGCAAAAACAGGAACUAAAACAACUACUGGAGGUAGAGGAAAAAAGAAGUGAUUUACUUUAUAUGCACAUGUAUUGUAUUUUGUUUACGCUUUUUCAUUUUUCAUUAUAUGUGUUUUAUGUUAUUAAUAAACUUUAUUUUACUUUAAA
Molecule: messenger RNA, 3163 nt
Organism: Aethina tumida (small hive beetle)
Lineage: Eukaryota; Metazoa; Arthropoda; Insecta; Coleoptera; Nitidulidae
Gene: Gnf1
Product: replication factor C subunit 1
Exons: 10
Coding region: 134-3067 (977 amino acids)
Biological process (GO): DNA repair; DNA replication
Cellular component (GO): DNA replication factor C complex; nucleus
Molecular function (GO): DNA binding; DNA clamp loader activity; ATP hydrolysis activity
Source: RefSeq, a predicted model, not a curated record